UGCUUCAUCUGACUCUAUUUAAUCUUCAUACAUUGUUCUCAGUUGAAUUAUGGUUUGCUUAACACUCAUCUACUUCAAAAUAGUCCAGAUCCAGAUGAAAUUUCAAACUUCCUUAUGUCUGUUCUUUUGUUGCUUUUGGUUUUGUGUAGAUGGGACUCAGUUGAUACUAGUAAACAACUGCAGAGAGAGCAUAUGGCCUGGUAUUCUUGGUAGUUCAGGUCAUUCAUCUGUGGGUGGUGGCGGUUUCCAUCUCAACUUUGGUGAGGAAGUAGUUCUCAACGUACCGGAUAGGUGGUCAGGAAGGAUAUGGGGAAGGCAAGGCUGCUCUUUCAAUAGAAUUGGCGAGGGUACCUGCAAUACUGGCGACUGUGCAGGUUUAUUACAGUGCAAGGGUGCAUCAGGGAUGCCACCAGCUACUGUGGUAGAAAUGACACUCGGAACCUCUAACUCUCCUUUACAUUACUAUGACGUGAGCCUAGUUGACGGCUUCAAUCUUCCUGUAUCGAUGGUGCCUGUGGGAGGUGGAGCUGGGUGUGGAGUUGCAGGAUGUGAGUUGGACUUGAACCUGUGUUGCCCAUCUGCAUUAGAGGUAAAACGAGGAGGUAAGGUGGUUGGAUGUAAGAGUGCUUGUUUAGCCAUGAAAUCAGCCAAGUAUUGCUGCACAGGAGAUUACGCCAAUCCUAAAGAUUGCAAACCAACACUCUUUGCCCACCUUUUCAAGGCCAUCUGCCCGAGAGCAUACAGCUUUGCCUAUGAUGAUUCUUCAAGUCUUCACAAAUGUAGGGCACCUCGGUAUGUCAUCACCUUCUGCCCUCCCUCAUGAAGAAGCAUCAGAUCAUCAAGAUCAGCCAGUAUGGGGUUCUUGUAGUUCUGAAGCAAAUGCCACGAGUACCAUCAGUUAUGGAUCUUUGAAUUUUGCAUCUCAGUAGCUUCUGUCAGUCAUUUAACAUGUAUUGUUCUUGUUUGAGGUCUACUCUGUCCAUGUAAAUAUUCACUGGCUGUUCUGGUUUUGGACGUCACUUCUGAGUAUCUAUAUCUGAAGGCUGUUGCUGGGUACCUAACAGUCUCCAGGGACCACCUGUUGCACCAA
Messenger RNA from Papaver somniferum (opium poppy), 1090 nucleotides. Its product is annotated as thaumatin-like protein. Bases 50 to 823 code for a protein of 257 amino acids. Gene Ontology annotation, cellular component: extracellular region. The transcript has a single exon. Gene Ontology annotation, biological process: defense response. The record is from RefSeq and is a predicted model, not a curated record. Lineage: Eukaryota; Viridiplantae; Streptophyta; Magnoliopsida; Ranunculales; Papaveraceae.